Messenger RNA from Microplitis demolitor, 2631 nucleotides. RefSeq lists its product as uncharacterized. The record is from RefSeq and is a predicted model, not a curated record. The coding region runs from base 77 to 1234 and encodes 385 amino acids. The transcript has 9 exons. NCBI's taxonomy places the organism in Eukaryota, Metazoa, Arthropoda, Insecta, Hymenoptera, Braconidae.
UGCAUUUGAUAAACUCGAUUCGUUUUUUAUCAUCAAAAAAGUAUUCUAAAAUUUUUUUUUCCACAUUCGUGUAAAAAUGUUGAAAUUUUUUAAUUUUUCCAAUACAAUAUGGAUUUUAGUGAUUGUCUUAAAAAUAAACAUUCUAUCGGUAUCGUCGGAUCUAAUUGUCAUACAAAAAGGUGAUAAUUAUAGUUAUUUGGAGCAAGAUUCAGUCAUAAAUUUUAAUAGCCUAUAUGUCAUUACCAUUAACGAGGAAUUUUUGAACUACGAGGGAUAUUCUUCUGGUGAAUGUGACAUGCUUGAUUUAGCGUAUAGACCUUAUAUAUCUAAUUUAUCUGAUCCUAAUCAAUGUGCGGGAAUACUUCGUUACUGUUGGUUCAAAUCUGAAAGUGAUGCUCGAAAGAAAGCACAUAAACAUUAUAUGGAUGUUCUUUAUGUUCGUUUAAAUGCAGAAGUUUGGCUUAGCAGGGAAGGAAAAGAAGCAAUUGAUGUAGCCAAAAAUAUGUUAUACCAUACUGGUAAUAUUUGUAACUGUUUAUGUGAACGUAUUCAUAACCUAAUCAGCGAUACUCCUCGUGGUAAAUUACUCGAUUCGAUUUGCUUUGAUCCAGUUUCGGUAGAUGACGACCACGUGGUAACUGGCGUUAGAUUUAACAGGCACAAAAACACGAUUUACCUCGAACUACAGCAAGGAAAAUUAGAAAAUGGAAAAAUUGAUCCGAUUACUGUUAAAUGGAAGAUUUCUAAUAAGUGCAAUAAUUCAAAAAAAGUUAUAAAUUUUAGAGGUUCUUCUUACGAUGGUUUGAAAAUUAUUCUAGAGGAUAUUAUUUUUCCAGAAAAUAAAAUUGUUACAGGUGUAACAUUGGGUGAAUCAUUACGUGGACGAUACAUUAAUAAAAAUGGAACUAUUGAUACUUAUCAACCGGAAACAUAUAAAUGGACUCAAUGUGACAAUAGAACUUUCGACUUGGUUCAUACUUAUGAUGGUGAUAGUCAUGAUCUUCUACCGUCUACAUGGUUAAUGGGUACGAAUGAAGAACGCAGUGAAUCAUGCAAACAUCAUAUAUUAUUCGAUGGCACAUCGUACGUAUUUGAUGGAAUUCAAAAUGUUGUUCCUUACAUUGACUUACAAGAAAUAGUUACCGAUCCACCUCAACCAAUCCGUGGAAUCGGAUGGUAUUAUCGUGGGCAUGUUGGUUACGGAGGAUUCUUGGCUCUUAAGAUUUUCAAAUAACAAUAAAGUCAAAAUUUGAAUUUGAAAUUUUUCAAAUAUUACUUUCAGGAAAUUCAUUUUUGAGCUUGACGAGCUCAAAAGUCAUAUCAUAAAGAUUAUUUUUAUUUUAAUAGCUUGAAAUGAAAAAUUGGGUAAUUCCAAUAACAGAGUCAAUUACCGGUCAAUUUUUUAAAAUCAUAAUUUUUGUUAUUUUAGAAGUGAUUUUUAGGCAAUUAAAAAAUAAUUUGAGAUUUAUAAGUAGUAAUUACAUCAGUAGUAUCGAUAAUUUGUUAAAAAUAAUAAAAAAUUAAUUUUUUAAUGCUUUAUUUUAAACAUACUUGGUAUUUAAUCAAAUCUUCUCAUUAAAGUAGAAGCGAUCGAAAUUAAAGAAUGUAACGAUACACUAAUGAUAAAAAUGAUAAUUUCCAACUAUUAGUUUUUCUGUCGUCAUUGAUGAUAAUCACAUAUUGUAUAGUUUAUUAAUUAUAAAUUACAUACGUACGCGUGUAAUCUGUGCCAUGUUAUAGUAGAUAUAUAAAGUCUCUAAUUAAUUGUACAAACUAAUUAAUUAAAUUCAUCGAGUAUUUCACUUUCUACACUCUAUUCAUUCGGUCCUACAAGUGUCCAACUGCACAUUUUUCUCAAAAAAUUUUUUUUUUAAUUAUUAACGAAAAAAAUGAUGAUUAAUCAUUCUUAUUUAUUCAAUAUUACAAUAUUGAUGCUUAUCAUUAUUAUAAAAUUGAAUGUAUUAUCGGUAACAUCACAAUUAGUUCGUAAUACGGAAGAGAAUUCAAUUAUUUUCAAAGAUUUCAUCGAGCGAGCCAAUAAUGUGAAAUUUGAAGGCAUACAUGAGAUAUCUAUUAAUGAAGUGUUUUUGCGCAAUGAUACAUAUUGUUCUGGUAAAUGUGAUGGACUUGAUCUAGAAGGUAACCGUGGUGCAAUUUCUUUAGAAUAUCGUAAACUAUGUAGUGGAACUUUUCAGUACUGCUUGUUAGAUAGGGAAACUGAAGAACGGAAGAACGCGAAGAAAAGAUUUCAUGAUCUAAUAUUUUCUGCUUUCGCGGAUGGUAAUUUCGCGAUAAUCCGAGAAGUACAGCAACAAAUUGAUGAAGCCAAGCAAAAUAUUGAGCAUACUGGUAAUACUUGUAGAUGUUUAUGUGAGCGUGCUAAUCAUCAACAUAUCUAAAGACACUCUCUUCAAUGGAAGGUAAUACUAUCACUGAAAUAUUAGUACCAUCAUCUCUUGCGGUCGUCUACGUCUUCAAUAGGAACAAAUACUAAAUCUAAGUCAUGCAAACAUUAUGUAGUACUCAGAGCAAUUUCUAAAGCUGAUGAUGUGUAACAUGUUGUUCUGAAAGUCGAUUUACAAGAGAUUGCUUGGUACUUUCUCUUUCAGAAGAAUUAAUAAAUUAAAUUCA